Aspergillus terreus NIH2624 is the source of this 1371-nucleotide messenger RNA. RefSeq lists its product as uncharacterized. The transcript has 6 exons. Gene Ontology annotation, biological process: transmembrane transport. NCBI's taxonomy places the organism in Eukaryota, Fungi, Ascomycota, Eurotiomycetes, Eurotiales, Aspergillaceae. Gene Ontology annotation, molecular function: transmembrane transporter activity. Bases 1 to 1371 code for a protein of 456 amino acids. The record is from RefSeq and is a predicted model, not a curated record.
AUGGCGACGGUGCUCCCGCUGGGAAGCUUGUACGCCCUCUUUGAUGCCAAGUGGGUUUAUAUCGGCUCGACUAUCAUCUUCAUGGCAGCAUCUGCGCUGUGUGGCGCUGCCCCCAAUAUGAAAGCGGAGAUCGUGGGACGCGUCUUUGCCGGUGCCGGUGGAAAUGGCAUGUACUUUGGUCUGCUUUCGAUCAUUUCGCUGAACACGACAAACCGCGAGAGACCCGGGUAUCUUAGCUUGACCGGUCUCGUUUGGGGCGUAGGAACCGUUUUGGGCCCCGUUAUUGGGGGCGGCUUCGAACUAUACACCUGGCGCUGGGCCUUCUACAUCAACCUACUGUUUGGUGCUGUCCUUCUGCCCGUCUAUGUGUUUAUCCUUCCGUCAAACAACCCGGCCCCUGCUCGGACCAGGUGGCAGAAGUUAGCCACCUUUGACUGGGUCGGUGCCGUCCUCAGCGUGAGCGCCUGUGUCACGCUUGUGAUGGGCAUCAACUUCGGAGGCACCCUCUAUCCCUGGCGGAGCGGUCGCACAAUCGGGCUAUUUGUGGCGACCGGGGUGCUCUGGAUCGCGUUUGUUCUCCAGCAGGCCUUCACAGUUUUCACUACGAAGGAAACGCGUAUGUUGCCCAUUCAUCUGUAUCUACAGAAGGAGCCCCUGCUGCUCUUUGUGGCAUGCACAGCGGUGGGUGCUGUUUCCUACACCAGCGUCUACUAUAUCCCUCUCUACUUCCAAUUCACUCGUGGUGAUACGGCAAUGGAGGCGGCCGCUCGGCAGUUGCCUUUCAUCGCUUUCCUCAUCACUGCCAUCCCCGCCAGUGGGUUGUAUAUGUCGCGGAUUGGAUAUUAUAAGCCGUGCUAUGUGGGAGGGGCAAUUGUGGCUCUACUUGCGGCGGUGAUGAUGGCCACGAUUGUCCACGUCGACACACCGCCCCGAAUCCUCUAUGGUCUGGAGAUCCUUCUCGGCUCAGGGGCCGGCGCCUACACGAUGGCCUCCUUCGCGGUCAUCCAGGCCGUGGUCGCGCCGUCCGAAGCGGCGAACGGAUUAUCUCUGAUGCUUCUAGCACAACUAGGCGGCCUCACUCUCGGGCUGUCAGUCGGAGGGGCCGUCUUCGUCAACGUCGCCUCCGAAGGGCUGUACCGCAUCCUCCCCAGUACCCCCCGAGACCAAGUGCAGCAGAUGGUAUCGGGAACUAGCGGGGAUCUCAUCAAAUCAUUAUCGUCCGACAUGCGCCAUAGGGUGUUGGAAGUGAUUGUAUCUGCAUGGAACGACGUUUUCACGUGUGUCUAUGUUGGGGCUGCGGUUAGUCUUGCGUGUGCUCUAUUUUUAUCGUAUAAAAGGGCCAAUGUAUCUGCGUCGGCCGGUGGGGCUUGA